CAACAAAGUUCAUCACAAGCUGCUGAUAUCUCAAUCUGAGAACAUCUCUCUCCAAGUUCCAAAAACAAACUACUCAUCAUGUCUGGCCGUGGCAAGGGAGGAAAGGUGAAGGGAAAGGCAAAGUCCCGAUCCAGCCGUGCAGGGCUCCAGUUCCCAGUGGGUCGUAUCCAUCGUCUCUUGAGGAAGGGCAACUACGCCGAGCGAGUGGGUGCGGGUGCCCCCGUCUACUUGGCUGCCGUCAUGGAGUACUUGGCCGCUGAAGUCCUCGAGUUGGCUGGAAAUGCUGCCCGAGACAACAAAAAGACCAGGAUCAUCCCUCGUCACCUUCAACUCGCCAUCCGAAACGACGAGGAAUUGAACAAGCUGCUCUCCGGGGUCACCAUCGCCCAGGGAGGUGUCCUUCCCAACAUCCAAGCCGUCCUUCUCCCCAAGAAGACGGAAAAGAAGUCCGCCUAAUUCCUCAGCUUUCACAGAUCUACUCGCUAACAACCCAACGGCCCUUUUAAGGGCCACCA
Folsomia candida is the source of this 515-nucleotide messenger RNA. Its product is annotated as histone H2A. Bases 79 to 456 code for a protein of 125 amino acids. Lineage: Eukaryota; Metazoa; Arthropoda; Collembola; Entomobryomorpha; Isotomidae. Gene Ontology annotation, molecular function: protein heterodimerization activity; DNA binding; structural constituent of chromatin. The transcript has a single exon. Gene Ontology annotation, cellular component: nucleosome. The record is from RefSeq and is a predicted model, not a curated record.